AUGAGUAUCACGAUUCCAGAAAUUUUCCGAAAUUGCUCUCAUGAAUAUCGUCUCAAAGAUAUCAAAUAUGUACAAUGUCAUAUACCUAUGGGUACAAAUCCAUGCAGAUUACUAAAGUAUGCAUCUGCUGCUGCGUUCAUUUUGAUCGGAUCGUUAUCUUUCUUGACAUCGGCUGGUACCUAUGUUGCAGUGACAACAUUACUUUAUUUAGCAAUUGUGCAUCCAUUGAGAUACCUGUAUACUGUUAAUGUUACUCGAUGUUUCCUUCUUGUUACUAUCCUUUGGCUUGUUUCCAUUGCUUUUUCACUUUUUCUUGGUUUGUAUGGUGCCACCUUGUUUUAUCCAGAAACAGCGCCAAUCUAUUGCUCAAUCGACCGCUGUCAACAACCCAUUGCUGUCUUUGUCGCUUUUCUUCUCUCUGCAUUCUUUAUUACUGUAAUUAUAUCCUAUCUGAUUAUGCUUUAUAUUAUUCACAGUAGAGAUCGAGACAGUCGAUUGGAAACUGACUUAAUAGCAAGAAAUAAUAUACGAACGAUGAACAGACUGGCACUACAUAUGAUAACAUUUACUGUUGGUUCAUUACCAAUACUUGUUGUUAUAGGAAUUGCAACGAUCAAUUUGAAAAACUUUGCUGUUUUAGGUUUGGGUGAUAAAUCAUCGUGUAAAACAUUCCUUCAUGGAAGACUUUUUUUACAAGUUGAAAUUCUGGCGUGUAUUGCGGCAAUUGUUUGGGUUCUAGCGAUGAUUUUUGAUCCAGUUAUUAAUUUCUUAGCUGACCCAAAACUCGUCGAUUCGAUGCGUCCAUGGCGGAUACGCCAACAACAGAUUCCAUGCAUUGAAUUUCAAAAACCCAAUACUACGGCUACUGCUUCUAUAUAA
Messenger RNA from Acanthocheilonema viteae, 879 nucleotides. NCBI's taxonomy places the organism in Eukaryota, Metazoa, Nematoda, Chromadorea, Rhabditida, Onchocercidae. The record is from the annotation of a GenBank genome assembly.